Verruconis gallopava is the source of this 348-nucleotide messenger RNA. RefSeq lists its product as uncharacterized. The transcript has a single exon. The coding region runs from base 1 to 348 and encodes 115 amino acids. The record is from RefSeq and is a predicted model, not a curated record. Lineage: Eukaryota; Fungi; Ascomycota; Dothideomycetes; Venturiales; Sympoventuriaceae.
AUGGCCCCUAUUGCCCACAAGUCCCAACCGUUGUCGGAAUGGGUGCUUACAGACUGGCAAUGCCUGGUUCGAAGGGCAAAAGAACAACAAUUCAAAGCCGUUGGCUCUGAAGAGAGGGCACUAGCCGGCCUAGAAGCAAUAGAGGAAGUGUACUCUCGUGGAAUUGUCAAGGCAAUUGAAAAAGCACUGGCAAGUAGGUGGAUAGAUCCACUCGGUCAGCGUCCGUUAGGCUACAUCUUACGGCUAGAAGAGAUGCGAAAGAUGGAGGUCAUGGGAACAGGACCAUGGGCCGAAAAUGCAUCGAUAAUGGCAUUUCGACACACCGGGCGCCCAACAUCGUCAAAGUAA